This is a messenger RNA of Cyphellophora attinorum, 1383 nucleotides long. RefSeq lists its product as uncharacterized. NCBI's taxonomy places the organism in Eukaryota, Fungi, Ascomycota, Eurotiomycetes, Chaetothyriales, Cyphellophoraceae. Gene Ontology annotation, biological process: retrograde protein transport, ER to cytosol; endoplasmic reticulum unfolded protein response. Gene Ontology annotation, cellular component: endoplasmic reticulum lumen. Bases 1 to 1383 code for a protein of 460 amino acids. The transcript has a single exon. The record is from RefSeq and is a predicted model, not a curated record.
AUGCUACCUCUUCUGUUCGUCCUCUUGGGCGCAUGCGCUCCGAGUGCUGCAAGCGAAACCUCCUUCAGCGUGACGGACGAUCUCUUCGCAUACCCUCAAUAUCAGAUCGAGCACUCAGAUGACUACAUCUUGUUUGAGGAUGCUCUCGAUCUCCUGGACUCAAUAAAGGUUGCGAGCUUGGCCCAUAGUGGGAGCGAUGUCAGAGUCGUGCGAGAGGAUGAGGCCUUCGACGACGAUGUGGCCGAGUACGCCAUGCUAACCUUGCACAACUCGCCCUAUCUGUGUUCUAUACCACGAGUCAGCCGAGCGGUAGCGAACGAGACACAACCGACAGCGUCGGAGGAGGACAAGCAGAAAGAACUGGCAAGAGCAGCGGACAAAGGCAGAGAACUACUGUCUGGCAUGCAAAGUAAUCAGUGUCUGUUCUACUCAACAGGAUGGUGGACAUACUCGUUCUGCUACAAUCAAGAGGUCCGGCAAUUCCAUGCGCUUUCCAUGGGUCAGAUGGGAGGUAGAACCUGGCCACCACAGCAAGAUCCUACCACACCAGCAUUUGUUCUGGGAAAGGUGGAUGCUGAGACUAAGGACCCUGCAACUCCAAAGCAAGACUCACAGACUGCUGUAUCGACGGAGCUGCAGACCAAGGCCGAGACCAGCUAUCUGGUCCAGAAGCUGGCGGGCGGUACAAACUGUGAUUUGACAGGCAAGGACAGGAAGGUAGAGAUCGAAUUUCACUGCAAUCCACAACUCACAGAUCGAAUCGGAUGGAUCAAGGAAGUCUCGACUUGCUCCUACCUCAUGGUCGUGUACACGCCCAGGCUGUGCAGCGAUGUUGCAUUUAUGCCACCCAAGGACUCAAAUGCCUAUCCCAUCAGAUGUUCAAGGAUUCUCCACGAGUCGGAAGUGUCAGAGUGGGAAGCGGAACGAGAAGCAGAAGAGGCCGCAGCAACACAACUCGUCCAGCAAGACGCCGAAACUCCUCUCUUCCUUGGAAAUGUCCAUGUUGGUGGCAUGAAGUACUUCAAAGACGGAAAGAAGCUCGAGCCAGGAAGGAUAGUUCUGACUCCGGAUGAGCGAGCAGAGACCAUUAUGAUGCAGAAGGAUGGGAAGGUGUCAAGCAUUUCCAACGCUGAGCUCAAGAAGCUGGAGCUGGAGCCGGGUGACAUCGAGAAGUUCAGGAAACAGCUCGAGAAAUUGGCUGGUGCUAAAGACUGGAAGAUAGAGCGAACCGAUGACAUUAACGGUCAGGUCCAGCUUCGAGGCGUUGUGUCGGAAGACGAGAAGAAGAGCAGUCGAGAAGAGGAUACUGAUGAUCCCGCCACGGAUAUAGGGAGCGACGGUGAACUCGAGGGCAGCGAGGAGGUCUUCAAAGAAGACUUGUAG